AUGUAUCACUUCUAUCAUCAGGGUUCAGACACCUUUCCGCCAGAGCCCGGAAUCAUCGAAGAAUAUCAAGAUGGAGGAAGCGAGUCCGACACCAGCGAGGCUGUCGAACACGGCCACCAAAUGGAUUCCCGAGAUGAUUCAACAACCGGAGGAUCCACGAUGGCGUCUAGACAGGAGAAUCAGCCUCCGAGCGCGUUCCAGUUAUUGGCCGUCGAACUUCAACACAAGAUCAUCCCGCUCCUCGACCCGAUUGGCCUCGUGUCGCUUAGCCAAAGCUGCCAAUACUUCCGUCGCCUCAUCGAUCCGGGGACAAAGGAACUUGCGGAAAGGCUGCUACAAGUGGAAUUGUUCGAACGCUACGGAGGCUGGACACCACUGUGCUACAUAUCGGGGGGGAUCCUCAAGCCGAUUUGGAACCUCAAAGAUUGGGAGGCUCAUCGGUGGGCAUGCACAGCUUGCCUGAGACUCCUCCAACAUACAGACUUCGACAAUCAUUCCAUUCUGGGAGACGCGUAUCGAAAGCCACCAUUUACGUCCCCGGCUGCCAACCCCACGACCUCUUGGCUGCCUUCCUUGCGUGAGAAAGCCAAGGAGCGAAGCCCAGAGUCACCGGAGCAAGUUGAGGAGGGAGAGAAUGAAUUCGAAGUGCCACGCCAGAGAAAUAAGCAUUAUGGGCGCGCCUGCAUUGGCUACAGGCGAUGGCGACGCAAAUGCAAUGAGUGCCGAUUUCAGGCAGGAGAGCUUGGGCCCAAGCGCUCAAUUAACGACAGCUCGGGAUUUCCUAUCUACAAAGGCGGCACUCAAAAUGUCCCAAUACAGAAAUCUCGUGGGCUAUACUUCGAAUCAUGCCUUGAGCGCUGGUUCCCGGACCUCUCGGAUGUGCUUUCACGUUUCUUUCACCUGCCUUCAUCCUCACCAGGCCCAGCACGCCCGGCCGGGUUAGAUGUCACUGCACUGCGAUGGACAACGUACAUGAUAAGGUGCCCUUGCUGCACCAAAUGGCAGGAAAUGCGCAAUUUCAGAUUUGGAAGUGUGAAAAACAAUUGGUUCCCGUACCACCAAGGUGACGGUGUGGUGGCAUCAGAGGCGUACAAUGAGGCCAGUAUGGCCUGGGAUGUGUCGGUCAGGACACAGCUUGAUGACCUUCUAUGCAACCGAUGUUUUACGAAUGAACAUGGAGAUGAGGCUUUGGCUGCGGCCUUACUCGAAUGGCUUCAGAUUCCUAUGCUGAGAUACCGCGAACAACUUGAGCAAAGACUCCGUACUCCCAUCGAGAAUCUUGAGCGCUUUACAAGGUACGACUGGGAUCUGAGAGGAAUAGUAGCAGAACAGCAAGAGGAUAUUCAACCAGGCCAUUCUGGACUUCUCCGUCAUGUUGAUGUCAGGUUAUUCCAGAGACAUCACGACCAAUUCAGUGAGUUCUGGGACAGAAAGAAACGAAGUGGCAGCCGCAACCCUUUCGGCAACAGAACCCCGCCGCCCCCAGAGCAGAUGGCACGUUUCAGGGCUGCGACUCUGGUGUUUGGCUCUAAGCUUUUGCCGAGCCUGGAGAGGAAUAAGCGGAUACACACAUGGAAGGAGCUCUUCCACAUUUUCAGGUCUCACUGGGAGUUCCUGAUUGACUGCGAAGAUCAGUUCAAACGGCGGCCUCAAUUGCUGGUCGACUGGACAGAGCGUCGGAAAGAUGUAUCAUUGGUAUGA
Messenger RNA from Clonostachys byssicola, 1701 nucleotides. The record is from the annotation of a GenBank genome assembly. NCBI's taxonomy places the organism in Eukaryota, Fungi, Ascomycota, Sordariomycetes, Hypocreales, Bionectriaceae.